CGCCCUCCUUUGCAUGGCUCCGCCCCCGAGCUGACGUCACCCCGCGCCUCUUCUCCAGAAAAUGUCCGGCCUCCGGUUCGACCUGGGCCCGGCCAAGGAGCCGAUCGGCUUCGUCAAGGCGCUGCAGUGGAUCUUCUCCAUCUUUGCUUUUGCCACCUGUGGUGGGUACGGCGGCAACACCUCCUUCAAAGUCAGCUGUUCUCAGACCAAGAAUGAGAGUGUGAUAGCCACGUUUGGCUACCCGUUCCGGCUGAACACCGUGGCCUUCCAGACCCAGAGCCAGGUGUUAUGCAAUGAGACCUGGAAUGACCUUCACCUUGUGGGAGACUUCUCGUCCUCAUCUCAGUUCUUCGUCACGCUGGCCGUCUUUGCCUUCCUCUACUCCCUAGGCGCCCUGGUCCUCUACCUUGGCUACAUGCACCUCUACCGUGGGGCUGGGGGCAAGCUGCCCAUGGCUGAUUUCCUCAUUACUGUGGUCUUCGCCUUCCUCUGGCUCGUUAGUGCCUCGGCCUGGGCCAAGGCUUUGACUGAUGUCAAGGUGUCCACUGGCCCCGACCUGAUAGCCGACUUUGCCUUCUGCCAAAAGUCCGCUAUUGAUUGCGUAUUCGACAGCGUCUCCAGCAUGGGGUCCCUCAACGUCUCUGUGGUCAUCGGCUUCCUCAAUGUCAUCCUAUGGGGCGGCAACUCCUGGUUCGUCUACAAAGAAACCAACCUCCACAGCCCGCCCAGUGCUGCCCCGCAUGCUGCCGGUGCAGCCCCAGCCCCCUCGGGGAUAUAAGGAGCCCAUGCCUGUCUUUGCCAGCAACUCCAGCUACAUGGAAAUCAUCACCAUUAUUGUUCCCCCCUCCUUCCUGCCACUCCCCUUUCUUCCCAUAAGCCAUUGGGGCUUUUCAAGCCUUUUGCUCAGGGGCCUUCGCUGCGGAGAUCCGUUCCCUGGGAGAGAAAUCAAGUGUGGUGCCUUUUUUUGUGUGUGCUUUAUUUGCCUUUGUUUGUUUGUUUGUUUGUUUGUUUGUUUGUUUUGUUAAUCCCGUAUCUUCUCACAUACAACACGCACCUUUCCUUCCCCAAAAAUCAGCUUCCCUCCCCCAAAUAGAGGCGCACAUGGGGAUGCUGGGAGAUAUAGAAGCACCCUGCUUGGUGCCGUCUUCUCCAGCUCUGGUAUUACUCCUCAGGAAGCUGCGGGAGUUAAUAGAUCAUAGAGUUCAUGCCCCAUUGUUCCUCAUUUCAUGAACGUUAACUGUUAGUGGCCCCAUGGACAUUAACAAUUAGGCCUUUCUAAUGGCCUUGUUUCCACUCAGGGAGCUAAUCUUUCUUAGGGAAAUGUUGCCGCCUGCUAAGGCUUCUGGUCUCUUCUCCUAUUUCUGGCUCUGCUCCAUAUCAGAUAUCUACCCGUGGAGACCAACCUGGGGUUUUAAUUAAGCAGGAUGGGGGUGAGUGAGCUCAAAAUUAAGCUCUGUUCUUGCUCGCUGCAGCCAUAACUUGGGGAAGGGGAGAAAAAAUAUUUCUUCAGAAAGCCUUUUAGAAACAAGGAGCAUAAUGUAUUUAGCGGCGUGUUGUACGUGAGAAAAUACAGCACUGUCUUGUCCUCCCCUUGCUGCCCCUUGAUCUUUUGGGGGGGAAAGAGACGUAGCCAAGCUCGAAGCUGUGUUUGUUUUUGGGUUUUUUUUCCUAAAAUACACUACCAUUGCUUUGUAUGAUGCACAGUGAAUCUUGCUUUUCCAUUUGUAAGCGUCUUGUCGGGGACAGGACAUGUGAGGAUAUGCUGCUUUCCCCACCUGUGAUUUAUUUUCUUUGCCAACUUGGGCUUUAAAAAUUUAUUUUUAAACACAAAUAAGCACAUGCUACCAAAGAGAAGCAGCUGGGAAGUCUGUAUGUUGGUCCAGGAAUACUGUACUUAUUCACAUACCACACAGCCAUUCGCCUGGGACUCGUUUUGCAAAGGCAAAUGAAAAACGGGGGAAAAUAAUAGAAUUUUCUUUUCAAUGAAGAAACUGAUUCAAGAGAUUUUGGUUCGAGAUGCUGGAUCCAUUUUGGGUUGCAAUUUCGAGAGUUGGGUUCAGUUUUUGAUUGCUGGUUUUUUUUUUUUUUGUUUUUUUUUUCCCCCAGAAGGAUGAGGUGGAGCUGGGGUGUGAAUAAAUAAGGUGAAGGUUGUAACCAAAAUUGGCCUUUCUUUGGGAAGGCAAAAAAUGGUGUUGGGGGGUGAAGGAAAAAAAUUGCAGGGUUUUUUUUGUUUGUUUGUUUGUUUUGUUUUUUCUUAGUGGAGAAAUAACUUUUGGCUGAUUUUUGUAAAGUGUAAUAUAAAAACUUUGACCCCCCCCCCCGCAACUUCCUGUUUCUUUGGUGGAAAAAGGUUUGUAGGUCAAUUUUUUUUAAAGUCAUUGAAUAAACACAGGUUUUCUGAAAAAACUGUUUUGUAUACAAAUUGGGGGGAAAAAGCUCGGCUCUUGCCAAAAAAAAAAUGGAAUGCUUUGUUUUUUCAAAAAAAAUAGGAGAACAAAAAAAAAAAGGAAAAAGCACAGUUUUUUGUAAAAAAGAAAACUGCUUUUGUAAAACAAAUUUGGAAAAUGCUGGUUGUGCAAGAAAAGGUUUUUUUGCAGAAAAUUGGAAAAAGCUCAGGUUUUGUGCAAAAAAAAAAAAAAAAUUUGUAGAAUUGGAACAAGCUCAGGAUUUGCCAAAAAUAGAAGGAAAAAAUGCUUUUGCAAAAUUGGAGAAAGUUCAGGUUUUGCAAAAAAAAAAAAAGAAGAAAAAGUGGUUUAUGCAGGAAAAAAUUGGAAAAAGCUUGGGUUUUGCAAAAAAAAAUAGAAAAGGGGGGUUCUUGCUAAAAAUUGGAAAAAUCUGUUUUUGCAAAAACAAAAAAAUUGGCUCUUGCAAAAAAAUGGAAAAAUGUUUUUUGAGAGAGACAAUUGGAAAAAGCUCUGUUUCUGCCAAAAAAUAGAAGAAAAAGCUCUGUUUGUGCAAAAAUGUAGAAGGCAAACAAACAAAAAAUAGGUAUUUCUUUGAUGAAACUAAGUCCUGAGGAAGGGCAGUUUGUGUCCAAAAACUUGCCUACCAUUUCUCCCCGCUGUACAGUUGGCCCAAUAAAGUAUCACCAUAAACCCCC
Messenger RNA from Alligator sinensis (Chinese alligator), 3100 nucleotides. RefSeq names its product synaptophysin-like protein 1. Lineage: Eukaryota; Metazoa; Chordata; Crocodylia; Alligatoridae. The coding region runs from base 62 to 778 and encodes 238 amino acids. The record is from RefSeq and is a predicted model, not a curated record. Gene Ontology annotation, cellular component: synaptic vesicle; synaptic vesicle membrane. The transcript is spliced from 5 exons.